Molecule: messenger RNA, 678 nt
Organism: Blastomyces gilchristii SLH14081
Lineage: Eukaryota; Fungi; Ascomycota; Eurotiomycetes; Onygenales; Ajellomycetaceae
Exons: 2
Coding region: 1-492 (163 amino acids)
Source: RefSeq, a predicted model, not a curated record
AUGAGUUCACGGGCAAGAGAAAUCGCCAACGGUUCUGAGGGAGGGAAGAUAAGAGGCCAAGCCCAAGCUAGGGCGGCGGCAGCAGCAGCAGCAGCAGCAGUGAGAGACAGAUUCAAGCCAACAGGAAACGAACAGGCUGGGGGGACAAGGAGGAGUAAGAGGAGCAGUGUGGAUGGUGGUGAAUGGGGCGAGGGGGAUAGAAGAAGAGAUGAAAAGAUGAAGAGAUGUCGGGGUGAGAAGAGGUUGAAGUUGAAGCCGCAAGCUGAAGCAGAGACGAGAAGACCAGAAGACGAGACCACACCGAGAUUUGGCCAACCCGCGCGUGAUUGGCCGGAGGACAGCAACUCUGCAAGCCUCACUUUUCGAAGAACGAGCAAGAAAAGCUAUGAGUUUAAGUACAUGUACUUCUUCUUCUUCUUCUUCUUCUUCGUCUCUGGAAGUCUGGUGUUCAAUAUCUCUCUUUUGGAACUCCUGCCACUAAAGACCAUAUAAAAACGACGAGUGACGCUGUGCUGGUGUGUAACUAUAUAUUUAUUCAACCUCAAAGGGCACGGCUGCCUUGAGCAAAGUUGAGCCUCGUUGGACGUUCAAAAGCUUCUGUCUGAGCUGAGUUCGUUCAGCCAGUCACCAAUCAUCCACCAAUCAUCUAAGUGAGCUUGGUAUGUAUAAGUAUUAACU